This is a messenger RNA of Drosophila novamexicana, 2517 nucleotides long. RefSeq names its product sphingosine kinase 2 (gene Sk1). The transcript is spliced from 2 exons. The record is from RefSeq and is a predicted model, not a curated record. Gene Ontology annotation, cellular component: intracellular membrane-bounded organelle; cytoplasm; membrane. Gene Ontology annotation, biological process: sphingosine biosynthetic process. The coding region runs from base 103 to 2175 and encodes 690 amino acids. Lineage: Eukaryota; Metazoa; Arthropoda; Insecta; Diptera; Drosophilidae.
UCAACAUCAACAACAACAACUUUUAAAAGAGCUGGUAAAAGCUCCAUUAACACAACAAGUUGGUGGGCGGGGUGUGCCAACGGAGACGGCCAAAACAGCGCCAUGACAGCCAACCCAGUUCAGCGACCCGACAGACAACAGUCGGAGACGGCGACGGAGACGGAGCCGGAAUCGGAGCUGGAGCCGGUGCUGCAACAUCAGCUGAAGCCGGGAAUGACAACAGAGUCCGGGGAAGCGAUUGCUCCGCAGUCGGAGCUAAUCGGUAUAUUCUAUGUGGAGAAUCGGCGACGCAAACAGAAUAUCAAAAUCAUGGUGAAGCUCUGUCCAGAUGGCAUCUAUUUGAGGCGCGAGACAGCUGAGAAUGAUCACAUCAAUGAGCAGCUGAUACGGAUCGAUGACAUCGUUGGCUCCAGUUAUGGCAAGCGGCUAAAGAAGCGUGCACGCGGCGGCCUCAACUCCUGCAAGAGUGCCAACCACGAGCCGCAGGAGGCGGCUGACGAGGAGGAGGAACAGCAGCAGCAGCAGCAGCAGCGGGAGCAGCAGAAAUCCUCGAAACGCCGGCAGCCGGGGCAAACGCAAGCGGAUAACAGCGCCUAUCUGUACAUCUAUGCCUAUCUGAAGAAGGAGAAACCGCUGCGUCGUGUGCAGACAUUGCGCAUCUUGCGAUUCCGGACGAGCGAUCACUAUGCCGAAAAUCUGAAUACUGCGCGGCUCUGGCAUCACACGAUACGGGAGCACAAACAGCGUGCGGCGGGCGAUCGGGCCAGAGAUCCGGGCAAAAAGUUGCUCAUAUUGUUGAAUCCCAAGUCGGGCUCGGGCAAGGGACGCGAACAGUUCCAGAAACAGGUGGCGCCAUUGCUGCGUGAAGCGGAGGCCCAAUACGAUCUGCAGAUCACAACGCAUCCACACUAUGCCCAGGAGUAUGUGCGCUCCCGCAAGGAUCUGCUGGAGCGUUAUGCGGGUAUUGUGGUCGCCUCCGGCGAUGGCCUCUUCUACGAGGUGCUCAACGGUCUGAUGGAGCGCAUGGAUUGGCGACGUGCCUGCCGUGAACUCUCGCUGGGCAUCAUACCCUGCGGCUCCGGCAACGGACUGGCCAAGAGCAUUGCCCAUCACUGCAACGAGCCAUACGAACCGAAACCCAUACUCCAUGCCACGCUCAUCUGCAUGACCGGCCGGGCAACGCCGAUGGAUGUGGUGCGCGUGGAGCUAAAUCAUCGGGAUAAGCACUUUGUGAUGUACUCGUUCCUAUCGAUCGGCUGGGGCCUCAUCGCCGACAUUGAUAUUGAGAGCGAAAGGUUGCGCUCGAUUGGCGCCCAACGGUUUACACUGUGGGCCAUCCGGCGGCUCAUCACGCUGCGCUGCUAUCCGGGCAAGCUCUUCUAUCUGCCGGCAAGCACAAAGCACACCGAGCACGCAGCGGAAGCAGCAGCGGAAGCAGAAACAGCAAUCGAAUCCGCGCCAGAAUCGCCUGUGGAAACAGUUGAGCCACAUACUGUGGCGACGCGAGCGUUUAGCGAAUUCAAAGAUUUGCCCGAUGAGUCGGAUGUACAGCUGCGCGCACAUGAAUCCGAUUCGGAUCAGUUUGCCGACGCGCUGUCCAUGGAUCGCAGCGUCUAUCGCCAGAAUGGGGACAGCUGGCACUCGGCGGUGUCGCGCCGCACCGCCUACUACUCGGUGGGCGGACAGAGUACACGCUCCAACCGCAGCCGGCUGAGUGUGGCCCAGCGCAUUGAAGCGGCCAAUGCCGAGUUCAGUCAGCUGGUGCCGGCGAGCACAAUGCCCGGAUUACAGCUGCCGCUGCCCGCCGCCGAUGGCUGGCUAUCGGAGUCGGGGGAGUUCGUGAUGGUGCAUGCGGCAUACACAACGCAUCUGGCAUCCGAUUGCUUCUUUGCGCCGGACUCACGCUUGAACGAUGGCCUCAUCUAUCUGGUGGUCAUACGAGCCGGCGUCGGACGCUCUCAACUGCUCAAUUUUCUGCUCAGCAUGCACAAUGGCACGCAUCUGCCCGUGGAGGAGGAUCCCCAUAUCCAGGUGUUGCCCGUGCGAGCGUUUCGCAUUGAGCCAAGCGGCUCCAACGGCAUUUUAACCAUUGACGGCGAACGCGUCGACUAUGGACCCAUUCAGGCAGAGGUAUUUCCAGGCCUGAUCAAUGUCAUGACAACUACGGGCCAAUGAGUAGAUCGCCCAUCAACAUUCCGAGUUCCCGGUACAUGUAUUUAGCUUGAUAAUGCACUUGACUAAUCGAUUAAGACUGUUUUUUUUUUUCAUUUUUUUUUUCUUAGCGUUUGUUACGACUUUUUUUUUAACUACUUCUAUUGUUAUUUAUAUUUAAAGACACCACACAAAUAAAAGGGCAGCCAAUUUAAUAUUAGCACAUGCGAGAAUUUUUUAUUGUACUUUACAUACAUAUAAGUAUAUCCGAGGCCCUACCCAUUUGCACACUUCAAUAAACAAUUGCUUUUUAUUGCUAAAUAACAGCUUGAGGUUAAUUUACAUCAUGGCUGCCAGCGCAACAGC